This is a messenger RNA of Macadamia integrifolia, 2276 nucleotides long. Its product is annotated as BTB/POZ and TAZ domain-containing protein 4-like. NCBI's taxonomy places the organism in Eukaryota, Viridiplantae, Streptophyta, Magnoliopsida, Proteales, Proteaceae. Gene Ontology annotation, molecular function: protein binding. The transcript is spliced from 7 exons. The record is from RefSeq and is a predicted model, not a curated record. The coding region runs from base 598 to 1743 and encodes 381 amino acids.
GAACACACAGGUUACCACAGACGGCGGAGAAGAGAGUGGGAACUGGCAACAGCCAACAGUUUCCCAAUGGUUAGUUCGGUUAAGUGGUUUGGAAAGCUUGUGAACAGUUCGAAUUUGAUCAUCUAUGUAUCCGGAGAGACAGAUGCGAUUGCUUCGAUAUCUUCGCCUUCUGAGGCGGGAAGAAGGAUAAGAGAGAGAUGUCCGAUGUGGCUGUCGGAUUCUGUUCCAAAGCCCCAUCAAUCGCAUAACCCAUCUUCAAAUUCGCUUCACGCCUCUUGAAACCAAUUCCAUUUCUUUUCUUUCUGCAAGAGAGAGCUGAAGAGAAGAAGGGUUUGCAGGUUUCUGAGCACGAUAAGCUGUUUUAGAACUUCGUAUUGAAUUGGUCAGUCUCUUGUGGUGAGGCUUCUUUGAUCGUUGUAGGGAUCGGAAGGGAGUGAUUCUCAUACUGCCUCGUUUGGGAUUUCUCUGUCAACAGGAGAGAAACCAAAGACCAGUCCUCACCAAGGUGGAAGAAGAGAAGAGAAGAGGAGUAAGAGAGGAUAUGCUGAACCAUGCUAUAUUCAGUCUAUUAUAUCGUGGAACAGAGCUUAGACUGGGAUGACAGGGAUGAACUGUGAUGGAUCCCCUCAAGCUGACAAGAGGAAUUCCCCAGAGGCACCUUCAUUGCCUGAUUCAGUGAGUUCCAGUUAUCAGCGAAAGGCAUUGGUGGUAAAUAGAGUACCGUUAAGGGGAUACACCUGUGUUCUGCCUGCACCUCAGGAGUGUUGGAAACAUCCACUCUGUGAAGGUUAUAGAGCAGAUGUUUCUAUCCAUACUGAUAAUAGUGGUGUCAUUAAUGCACAUGCUAGCAUUCUUGGGAUGGCUUAUCCUGUGAUGAAGAGCAUGUUGAACCAUUUGGAAGGCCGUGGUUGUCAGAAAUCCAUCUUCAUCAAGGGUAUCCCUCAUCGGGCAGUCCAAGUCUUCAUUCGCUUCUUGUAUUCUUCCUGCUAUGAACAAAAAGAGAUGAACAAAUAUGGCUUGCAUUUGUUGGUGUUGUCACAUGCUUUUGUGGCUCCCCAGCUGAAGAAAGAGUGUGAGUGGCAACUAGAGCACAAUUUUCUCACAAAGGAGAACGUAGUUGACAUCUUCCAGCUUUCACUUCUCUGUGAUGCACCUCGACUUAGCCUCUUUUGUCGCCGUCUGAUCCUAAAGAGCUUCAAGGUUGUUUCUGCAACUGAAGGGUGGAGAGUGAUGAAGCAAAGCCACCCAAGGCUUGAAAAGGAACUGUUAGACUCGGUGGUCAAAGCUGAUUUGAAAAAACAAGAAAGGACAAGAAGACUUCCAGAGAGGAAGAUAUACUUGCAAUUAUAUGAGGCAAUGGAAGCCCUUGUUCAUAUUUGUAAAGAUGGAUGUCGAACUAUUGGUCCCCAUGACAAGGUUUUAAAAGGGGACCAGGGGCUUUGUAGUUUUGAAGCAUGCAGGGGGCUAGAGUUGCUCAUCCGUCACUUUGCAGGUUGCAAGACGCGGGUCCCUGGUGGUUGCAUUCAUUGCAAGAGAAUGUGGCAGGUCCUGAAGCUGCAUUCAAGUCUUUGUGCUAAGCCUGAUGUGUGUAGGGUUCCAUUGUGCAGGAAAUUUAAGGAGAGAUCUCAACAACAGACCAGGAAGGACAAUAUGAAGUGGAAAAUAUUGGCAAAAAAGAUUCUGAAUGAAAAGAGCAUUUCUGGAGCCCCUUUCUUUUCAUUGACAAAUGCUGUCAGUGCUUGAGGUGGGAGGUUGGUUCCUCCUUAUCCAAGCUCCUGAUGUAAACUUGGGUUCACUGCUUAUACUCUGAGAAUACAUUGUUGAGAAGAUCAAUGAUGUCUCUUUGUACCUCAAUUGGAAAGAAAUGAAGCAGUAGAGAUCCGAAAUUGACCCCUGCCCAAUGUGAAAUUUAAACGGCAGUUGAGAAAGCAGUGGGAUGAAAAGGCUGAUGAACUACAAAAGCCCAGAAAGUGAGGUGGGGCGUUUCAACUUUGAUUAUGGCCAUUUGGGUAUUGCGAUCAUCUGACAGUUCUCCUGAAGAUUGAAAUGAGAAUUCACCAUAUUCUCCAAUUCCUUUUUUGGAAGAAUCAGUUCACCAUUUGAUGGGUGCCAUCAAGAUCUCUUGGGCCCCAAAGUUGAGCAGAUAUAAAUGUUCCAUAAACCUAAUGAUGUGAUUGUUUUCCUUUAUAGAUGAGAAAUCCUUUAUGGUGAAUGUUCCAAAGGGAAAUAUGAAUCGAAAUGUUCCAUAAAUCUAAUGAUGAGAACUUUUGUCUUAA